Molecule: messenger RNA, 644 nt
Organism: Aphidius gifuensis
Lineage: Eukaryota; Metazoa; Arthropoda; Insecta; Hymenoptera; Braconidae
Product: protein FMC1 homolog
Exons: 2
Coding region: 155-463 (102 amino acids)
Cellular component (GO): mitochondrion
Source: RefSeq, a predicted model, not a curated record
UAACCUAGUUUUUUAAUUGUUAUCAUUACAAUAAAUUGCAAUAAUAAUACAAAAAUAUACAAAAAUAAAUAUCAGCUUAAAUAAUAAUAUUUAACGGUACUUUCGAUAGAGAAAAAGAAAAAUUUGUGACACUAGUAACUGUACAGACGACAAAAUGAAAGCAGAGUUGAGAUUAAUUCGUUCAUUAAUGCAUGGUAUUCGUUCAACAACCAAAGAAUCACAUGCCAAAGACAAUAUUAUGGUACGAUAUAUUAUGGAGCAGGCAAGAGCUCAUAAAGAGACAUCAGAAACUCUUUGCAAAGCUCGUGAAGAACUUACACAUUUGGCAGAUACAUACAACUUUUAUCUUGGUUCACAAAAACUUUAUAAUGACAUUAUUAUAAAUUAUGGUGGAAAAGGAGAGCGAAGUGUACGUGAAACUGCUGAUCUUGUUGGUUUUAAGCUUCCACAUGAUCCUCAAUAAAAAUUAUUUUUUUAAUAAUUAUUAUUAUAGUAAUAACAUGUUAAUAUUAGGUAAUUAAAUAUUCUUUAACUUGAAAUUUUUCUACAUAUUUUUCUUUAUUUAAAAGCAAAAUCUAUAACUUACCUUGAACAACUUGAAUUUAAUGCAUAUUUCAUUUUUUUUAACUAAAAAUAACAGAGCA